This is a messenger RNA of Mucor velutinosus, 696 nucleotides long. RefSeq lists its product as uncharacterized. The transcript has a single exon. NCBI's taxonomy places the organism in Eukaryota, Fungi, Mucoromycota, Mucoromycetes, Mucorales, Mucoraceae. The coding region runs from base 1 to 696 and encodes 231 amino acids. Gene Ontology annotation, molecular function: protein N-terminal-serine acetyltransferase activity; protein-N-terminal-alanine acetyltransferase activity. The record is from RefSeq and is a predicted model, not a curated record.
AUGGAGCACAUGCGGGAAACAACCAGAGGCCCUCUUGAAGGCAAAAACAUCAUACUACAACGUUUGGAUCCAGAAAACGACUACAUGGCCCUGUAUGAAGCAUCGCAUGGAUCACCUGAAAAGGAAGCCAUCUUCAAAUACCUCUAUUCACACGAUUUGAAAGAGUUGCCACCUUAUGACAACCCCACGAAAUACAAAGAAUAUCUUACUACCAUCAACAGUGAUCCGACCUGGAUACAGUUUGUUGCCAUUGACAAAAAGAGCAACAAGAAGAUUGGACAGAUCAACUACCUCAAUGUGGUGCCUACUCAUGAGCGUGCUGAAAUUGGCGGUUUGUGGUUUACUCCCGAGUUUCAUGGGACCUAUGCCAACAAAGAGAGUACAUUGUUAUUGCUGUCUUAUAUGUUUGAUUAUCUUCAAUGGAGAAGAAUGGAAUGGAAGUGUAAUGCAGACAACCUGCCGUCUUUUAAAGCAGCACAGAAGCUAGGCUUUCAAUUUGAAGGCAUCUUUAGAAACCACAUGCUUGUCAGAGGUGUAGACAGCAAUGAUCGAAACAAACUCGUCAAUAGAAACACAGCUUGGUUCUCCAUCGUUGAUUCUGAAUGGGAGGAGAAGAGAGAGGCUCUUUUUGAUAUGCUCAACUAUAGCAAGCAAGAUAAGGAGGAAUUUUUGAACAAGAUGCGCAGUAACAAGUAG